CAAUGAGAAACGGCCCAAGGAACCGGAGGCUGUCAGUCCCGGAUGCUGUGAAUUCCGGUUUUCAGCGUGAACAGUUACGUUUCCACAGUUCGACUUCGGAAGUCUCUCCAUCACACCAGCGGCUACUUGGGGACACUCUUUCCGAGCGGUCUCUUUCCUUCCACCGGGUUGUCCCACUUGUUCGCAGGGGUCCCGUCUCCUUUCGGAGGGAGCCCGCUUCGCUGGCGGGACAAGGUCCUAGGAGACGCCCCUUCCCUGGCACUGGGCUGCCGCGCCGGGUGUGUCCCGCCGCGUCCCCUUCCGUCCGCAGCGGCGCCCGAGCCGCAGCCGGGCGGUGGCACGACUGGAAUGAGCGGAAGGACGCGGAGUGGGGGGCGCACGCGGGGCGGGGCAGGGACGCGGCCACUAGGGCGACGCAAACAGUCCGACGGCCGGGGCGUCGGCUCCCAGCCCGCCCUCGUCCCCAGCCCCGACACGCGUGCAGUUUCCGACCGCGCCGCGCGGGGCUGGGGUGGCAGCCCCCCCGACCCGGGGGGUUCCACGGAUCGAGAAACGGAGACAAAAGUCUCGCCUAGAGCCCCGCGAGCGCCGGCCCGCCCCGCCGUCCCUCCCCCGUUUCGCGUCCAGUCACCGCCCGCGGCUCUGGGCGGGGCGGGCGGCUGGGGGCGCGGAGGCGGGCCCGGCGCUCGGGUUUCGGCCCCCACCGCGGCGGCCGGGGUCCCCGCGGCCCUAGCAGCGCAGGCUCUGAGGAGACGGCAGGGGCGCGGCGGGCCAGGCCAGCCCCUUCCCGCGGCCCGCGGCGCGGCCUCUGCCCCGGAGGCGGGAGGAAGGCGGCGCGGCCGCGGCCUCGACGUCGGCGACCGCGCAGCCCGCAAUGGGAAGCGCCUUAUAAAGCCGCGGCGCGGCCGCCCCACCGACUCGGCGCCACGCUCUCCCGGGAGUGCCGCGCGGGCCCCGCACAGACCGCGCACAGACCCCGGCUCCGGACGGACUCCAGCCUCAGAGAGCCCGGCCCGGCCGGGGCGCCCGCCGCCGGCCGAUAGGCGGGGGCCAGGGCGCCCCCGGCGGCGGGGGCAUGCGCGGCCCACGGCAUGGCCUCGGCCGUGUUUGAGGGCACUUCGCUCGUGAACAUGUUCGUGCGCGGCUGCUGGGUGAACGGCAUCCGCAGGCUCAUCGUCAGCCGGCGCGGCGACGAGGAGGAGUUCUUCGAGAUCCGCACCGAGUGGUCGGACCGCAGCGUGCUCUACCUGCACCGCAGCCUCGCCGACCUGGGCCGCCUGUGGCAGCGCCUCCGCGACGCCUUCCCCGAGGACCGGCCCGAGCUGGCGCGCGCGCCGUUGCGGCAAGGACUGGUUGCCAUAAAGGAUGCCCACGAUAUAGAAACCAGGCUUAAUGAGGUGGAGAAGCUGUUAAAGAUCAUCAUAAGCAUGCCGUGUAAAUAUUCCAGGUCAGAAGUUGUGCUCACCUUCUUUGAAAGAUCUCCACUGGAUCAGGUGUUAAAAAACGACAAUGUACAUAAAAUUCAACCCAGCUUUCAGAGUCCGGUGAAAAUAUCAGGUUUCCUAAUGCCUCCUGAUGCCGCUGACGUGGCCCUCGGGAAGGUGGUGCUGGGGGGCAGUGCGGACCGUGGCUUUGGAGGCGCUUCUGCACACUCACGGCUGGGGAGCGCACCGCCGCUUCUUUCCGGGGUGGAGACCGUGUGUUCAGCAGCCCCACUAGAUGGCGCCAGGCGCCAGCAGCGUGAGAACUGGACUUCCUGGGGCUGCCCGGAGGGCGUUCAGGGAAUACCCAGACCCGUUCCGUGAUUCUGUGGGCCGAUGCGACCUUAAAUGUGUAUCAUCUUUGUUAAUUUAAAUGCUUAUCAAAUCUCAGAAAACUUAAAUGUAAUUUUCUGCACAGUGGCUGUGUCUGUGUAGCUUGAAAGGAAGCAUAAACCUCCUAAACCUUGAUCUGAUCUUCCUAAUCAGCCACCAAAGUCUGUACAGAUUUGGGGGGCCUGGAAAUGACCUAUAAUUUCAUUUUUCAUUAGCUAUUUGUAUACUCUUCAUCCUUAAUUUUCACCAUGCAAGGAUACUGCAGUUAGCCAGUUAAUAAAAAGGUGGGACUGUGGGUUUUGUUCCGUUUGGGAAUGCAUUGAAAUAUAAUGGAAGGGAGGAUUUGAAAGGGAAGAAUGCUACACUUUGAGGGCUUCCAGGGUGAGAUGGAACAUCUGUUGAAGAAAAGGAAUAUGUGGAUUAAUGCACUGAAGGAAUGCUGGCAUAUGGAGCAUAUGAACACACGCAGCAGUUAAAAUUAGAAAUACCACCACACGGCAGACACCACAGUAAUUGUUGCAGAAAAGAUGCAUUGCUGGAUGCUAAGAUUCGUGGGCAAAAGUUUGAGGAGAAACAGGGCUUGCAGUGUCACUGCAUUUCCCCCAAGAUACUUCCUAACUACAAAGAGAAGAGUUUGGAGAAACCUGGCAGAAACCUCCUUACCAGCAUGAUCCAGACCAACGUCCCUGGAAUAAGGCUUGCUGACCGCACACGGCUGAUACUGUGCCCCAGGAGCAGGCAGCGCCCCUGUGGGACUCCUGCCCAGCGUGCCCUCAGCUGAACCACUUGGAAACAUCAAACUGAGGAGCAGUCCAUGAAAUAACUCAGCUGUCCUCUUCAAGUGUCACCGUCACAAGAGACGAGGAAGACCAAGGAAGCCCCAGAGGUGCAGGAGACUAAGACACACCGACUUUGUGCCAUGAGGACUCCUGCAUUGCAUCCGGGACAGAAGAAAGGGGUGUUAGCAGAGAAGCCGAUGGAGCCCAGGUGAGGGAGGUGCUGGGGUAGUGGUACUGUGUCCAUGUUAGUCCCCUAGAUUUGAUCAUUAUACCAUAGUUAUGUCAAAUGUUAAUGUUAGGAGAAGCUGGCCAGGGAUGUGUGAGAACUGUAUUCUGUUUUUGAAACUUUUCUGUAAUUCUAAAGUUAGUUCGCAAAAAGAAUAAAAGAAAAUAGAAAUGGUAAAGUACGACUGUUCAUGUGAAAAAAAUAUGGAUGCAGAAAAGUUGCUUGAAAAUAAACUAUUUCAUGGAA
Molecule: messenger RNA, 3065 nt
Organism: Manis pentadactyla (Chinese pangolin)
Lineage: Eukaryota; Metazoa; Chordata; Mammalia; Pholidota; Manidae
Gene: PXDC1
Product: PX domain containing 1
Exons: 4
Coding region: 1092-1805 (237 amino acids)
Molecular function (GO): phosphatidylinositol binding
Source: RefSeq, a predicted model, not a curated record